AUGCCCUUCAUAUUUUCGGAGCAGAACUCUGGACUGGACUGCACCCACACGCUCGUGUCAAAGCCAGUGUCUUCUGAGGACUUAAGAGAGAAGUCUCAGUCUCAAAAGGCACCCACCCCAGGUGGAUUCCAGAAGAGCGAGGAGGUUCUUAGCUCCCCAGCGUCAUCCAUCACUCUUAGCCAACGUGAGUCUCAACUGUUUACCCAGCUACCCAUGGCCAAGAUGGAGAAGGUGUUUGAGGAGGAUGUUGACUCAACCGGAGCCCUGGGCGUGAAGGCUUUCAUUAAGGCCACGAAGAAGAUUCUGAGCAGUGUGUCGGAUGAGAUGAUGGAGGCGCUGUUUUUGAAGGUGGACACAGACUGUAAUGGCUCCAUCACCUGGCAGAAGUACGUGGAUUACAUGAUGCGUGAGUUCCAGAGAAAGGAGAUGAUGAGGACAAGCCAGUACCGCCUGCGCUUCCACCUCCCCAUGAGGAUCAUCCCCCUGAGCCAUGGAUGUGAGAUUGUGAAGGUGCAGAUUUUAAUCCAGCAGUUCAAGAAGAUUGGGCAUCUCCUGACUGUCACCAAGGACGGGAUCUUGCAGAUCUGGUCUGAGACCUUCUCGCUGAUUAACUCCUUUAGGCUUAACCAGAUCCAGCAGCCCCACCACCAGCAGAUGUGGGUCAUCGACAUGGUCUGUCUCCACAACAUGAACCUGAUAGCGAUUGCAUCUACCGACCAGAAGAUUGAGUUCUUUGAUAUCAGCAACCACAACUGUGCCCGGGCCUUCACCUUCACUGAUCUGGACAGUUGUGUCCUGACCAUAGACUACUGGUCUGACUGUCACAGAGGUGUGUUCUGCUAUGGGGACACCAAAGGCAAUGUCAUCGUCUUCACCUCCAGCAAUGUGACCCACGGGCUGUUCAACCCCCGAAUCCUCCCCAGGACCUCCAAAUGGGAUCACUGGACCAACGUUUCCGCACGGAAGCUCCUAAAUGAAAAGUCCCCUUUGUAUAGAAGUUACUGGCUGAAAGCUCUUCAUCCCAACUGGUGCCAGCAGGUCAAGUUCAUCCCCCAGCUGAACAUGGUGGCCUCCUGCUCAGCCAUUGAGAAGUCCUCUCUGGUGCUGACCUUAUUGCCGUCCAAAGGUCUAGAGAGCCCCAAGUUUUCAGUGCUGAACUUAAGAAAAGGGAUUCUUUGCUUUGAUUACUGCCCAGACAAGAACUUGGUGGUGACUGGCGGCUACGACCCCCUCAUCCGCCUGUGGAACCCCUUCUUCUCAAAAAGGCCCAUGUGGCUGAUGAAGGGGCAUCAGACCUCCGUGACGCACAUCCUCAUGAACAGCAAGAACAGCAGCAUCCUCUUCAGCAUCUCCAAGGACAAGAAUAUCCGCGUGUGGGACAUGCAAGACUACAUAUGCCUUCAGUCCUUUUGUGGGAAGCUCUUUGCCCUGGGCAACUGCCCCAUCACCAGCGCCUACUUCCACGAGAACGAAGACAGCCUCGUCUGCACGACCUACUCAAUUGGGAUCCUAAAAGGCUACUUGGAGACCAAGGGGCCUGGGAAAGCAGGGGAGAAGACCUCGACUUACAGCACACCCCUGUGCGCCAUCCUCUACAGUAAGAUUUUUAAGCAGGUAGUGAGCGGCUGCCUGAGCAGCUUGGUGACAGUGUGGGAGAUCACGACGGGCAGGAGGAUGAUGGAGUUCUGUGUGACGGGGGACCAGCACGUGGAGCUGACCACCAUGUGCCUGGAUGAAUCAGAGCGGCGCCUGCUUACGGGUUUGUGCGACGGCACCAUAAAGAUGUGGAACUAUGCCGUUGGCGAAUGCCUGCUGACCUUCCCCAACCCGGACCAGCUGGAGGUUAGUGGGAUUGUCCACAUGAACAAGGUGUUCUACGUGACAGGAUGGAGUAAGAGAAUCACUUGUUUCACGCUCCACGAGACCAAGCCGAUGCUUCGGUGCCACCACUGGCAGAACUUCCACAAGGAAGAUGUCCUGAGCAUGGCCAAGUACCAGAACCAGUUCCUCGGGACCUCCUCCUACAACGGGGACGUCCUCCUCUGGAACGCCAACCUGUUCAAGCCCAUCCUCAAUUUCAACGCCUCUAAGAGCCCCUUGCCUUUGCUGCCCAAGAAGAUCCAAGAAGUGAACGACUCCCCGGCAGAGGGUUUCAGGUCCAGCAGGACCUAUGCGGAGCCCAAGAAGUGGGCACACAAAGCCCCCACACAGCCCCCGGACCCCAGGGCCAAGACUGCGGCCAACGCCCACCUACAGCGGAAUGUGAUGUCAGCUCCCCCAGUGAUGAAACGCCCCAGAGACAGGGAGCCAGAGAGGCCCGUGCCUCCGCAGAAACCUCUCAGUGCUGAAAGCCCUAAGCCGUUUAGAAUACCCUAUGGCAGACAGUCAGUUCUCAGAGAUGCUCAAAGGAGAGGAGGGGAGUUCCAGAAGAAGGUUCUGCUGCAAUCCAAUGCAUCGGUGGAGAAGAUCAUCUUCCUGCAGACCAGGCCUCGCCUGCCACACAUAGCCACCCUGCUGAGCAGCUGCGUGGAUGGCCACAUCUAUGCCUGGUCCAUCCAUGGAGGCGGAGGUCUGCUCGGGAAGUUCCCUGUGGACUUCGAAGACAAGGGGGAUGUGGUUGUGGGCGCCAUGGCCACUGAUGAAAAAGACUUGAUCCUCGUCACAGGGGAUUGUAAAGGAUACAUCAAGAUCUGGGACAUCAAAGAUUAUUGCACAUUCAGUGACAAGUGUCCACUUAAACCCAAUGGAACAAGCAAGUUCCAGUUCUUAAUUCCUGAACGGGUCCAGAUCAACCUUCCACACUACAUCCCCUUGAAGGAGAAGGAGGUUGUGGCUGGCCAGACCAUUUCCUUGGUUCCUCCCAAGCUUCUGAAUACCUGGAAGGACCAUUUGGACAGUGUGGCAGACAUCCUAUAUGUAGAUACCUUCCAGCUGGUUAUCAGUGCUGGCCAGGACUGUAAUGUCAAGGCUCGGAAACUCUCCGGUGACACCGUUGGGACGUUCGGCCUGAGUGUCUGGAAAAGGCUGCGGGAUAUUCAGAUGGUUGGUGAUCCUGAACUGAGAAGAAACUCAAAGGAGGAGGAUGACACUGUAGUUGCUGCCCAGAAGGCCUUCCAUUCAGAGCUGCAGGAGGAGCGGGCUCUGGCCGAGGCCCUGGUGUACCAGCGGCAGGAGGAGGCGGCACUCGUGGCUCUCCUGAAUGGGAAGCCAGACACGGAGGCUGAAGCUUGGGCCAACCUGCAGAAGAUAACCCAGACGUCCCCGUGGGCUGGAGAGCGCUCCCAGGAAGACGUUGAGAGCAGCUGGUGCAAGUGGGAGUCCAAGGGCAAGCAGGUGAGCAAAGUUGUGGGAGCCGCGUACAAGCCUAAGGACCGGUCACGGAGUCCUGGACUCCAGUCCACCAACGUGCAGUAUGGCUGGAUGAAGUACCAGAUUUCACCUCAGAUCUACCAAAGCCUGCACUUCAACAACCUGUCGCCCACCCACAUGUCUGACCUCGUGUUGCACAACGUCCUGGGGCAGCAGGGCCAGCGCACCCACCCGGUGACCCACAACCGCCAGAAGGACCCGGAUGCUGACAGGGAGACUGUGCCCAACACCACGACCAGCUCGCCCACUGCCUCCCUCUCUCCCAGAGACUCCCUCUCCUGGACAGCCUCAGGCUCCAGGUUCCUGGAGUCCUCCCCCUCGGUCUUGUCCCAGGCAUCCAGGUACAUCGUGCAGAGGUCGGCCACCCCCAUGCCUGUUGCCUCGUCCGUCAAGCAGCUCUCAAGACCCCCGAAUACCACCCUUCUGUCCUCCAUGAAUAGUUCCCGCAUCGGGUUCUGA
This is a messenger RNA of Puma concolor (puma), 3828 nucleotides long. The record is from RefSeq and is a predicted model, not a curated record. NCBI's taxonomy places the organism in Eukaryota, Metazoa, Chordata, Mammalia, Carnivora, Felidae.